CUCUCUGCAUGGCUUGGGAGAGGGGUCUGGGGGCAUCCAGAGGGAAAUACUGAGUUAGCUGGAGGGAAACGGAUAGUACAUUUGACCUCGAAGGAUCUAUGAAACAGAAACGCUUUAUCGCCGUUUAAGGAAAGUUUUGGGGAUUGUGGGAAUGAUGUCAGGCGCAAGUGAGAUGUUGGCAGCGGCGUUGGAGAGGAUGGACGGCAUCAUCGCAGGCUCCAAGGCGAUGGAAUACUCUAACAGCCUGUUUGGGUUCCAGUCCCCAACGUCCCCGCUCGUGAGCGGGCUGCACACUCUGCACCUCCUGGAGGAGCUGAGGGGGAGUCUGGAGCUCCUGGACCCGGAGGAGCGGGAGGAGCUUCGCUGCCAAGUCCCAGAAUCCACUGCAGAAAGCCUGGCAGAGUGGUUGCAAGGGCCCCUGGAGAAUGGCCACCUCCCUCUCGGCAGUGUUGAGCAGUACCAGGAUAGGCUCCUUCGACUGGAGAGCGACAGGGAGUCUCUGGUACUGCAGGUGAGUGUGCUGACAGACCAGGUUGAGGUGCAGGGUGAAAAGAUAAGGGACCUGGAUCUGUGCCUUGAGGAACACAGAGAGAAGCUGAACUCCACAGAGGACCUCCUGCAGCAGGAGCUGCUCAGCCGGACGGCCCUGGAGAAGCAGAAGCUGGAGCUGCUGGCUGAGGUGUCGAGCCUGAAGCUCCAGCUGACCGUCCGGGAGAAGCAGGGCUGGGACUACGAGCAGAAGUCCAGGGACAGUGAGGGGCUGUUCCAAGAGCUCCUUCACCUGAGGAAGCGAGUGACAGAGAUGGAGCGUGAAAGAGAAAAAUGUGAAGACAAGCUGAAAUUCACCCAGGACGAGCUAGCUGCGCUGAACAGGCAGCUGGAGAACAGCGGCAGGGAGGGAAAGAGGCCAAUCAGAGAAGUCCGCUCGGAGGGUACGAAUGAGGAAGACUACGCAGAGGGCAGAGACGAAGGUGAACCUGUCAGUCCCUUUGUCUCUGUUUUGAAUCUACAGGACAGUGGUUCCUUGGUGCCGUUGUCCAGGAUUAACGUUUUUUUUGUUUUGUUUUUUUUUGGCCGAAAUGUAUUCUGUGGCUCAGAAGGAGUGCCUGCUCAGAAGAAGGGGAGGGAGAUGGAGUCUCUGAUGGCAGAGGGAGAAGAGAAGGAUCAUAGGAUCAAGGAGCUGCUGGUGGAGAUCCAGCAUUGCGAGGAACAGGAAACAGAGCCUGUGCUGCAGAAGACAGCCAAAGAUGACAACAGUGAUGAGGGCUGCCAUGGUUAUCCAGUCACAGCACCGACUGCUGCUCCUGUCGGCGUGGAAAUGGAGGAAUCCGCCCCACCCAAUGCGGAGACCACACAGCAACCAGAGCAGCUGCUACAAGCAUCUGGUCCUGUAGCCACCCCCAGAUCAGAAGACACCCCCAAAUCAGGAGACACCCCCAAAGUAGACCAGGCAGAAACAUCAGAGCGAGCAACAUUACACAGCGCUUCUCACCGUCCGGAGGCAGAGGUGCCAGGUGAGGUGCAGAAGGGAAGCUCUCAGGAGAGGGAGGAGGGUGAAAUUACCCAGGAGCACAGUCUUCUGCCCCAGCCCACUGCCCCCGCCCCCGCCCCCGCCCCCGCCCCCGCUCCCCAAGGCCCUGCGGAGGACAGCUUCGGCACCAGGAAGGUGCGGUCUUCAUUUGGGCGGGGAUUCUUCAAGAUCCGGAGGGGCAAGAGGACUGCCAGUGCCCCUAACCUAGAGAGGGAGGGGGAAGGCACGGCCCCACUGGACCUGGCGGGGGCACCAUGCCCGUCGCCAAGCAACAGCGCCCAAACCUUGCCCUGGAAGAAAUCCUUAGGCAUCAGGAAGUUUUUUGGGAGACUGAAGAGGAGUCAGUCAACCUCUUUUGCGCUGGAUGACGAGGUAAUGGGGGCCGAAUUUAGGAGGGGCGGAGUCAGGGCUACAGCAGGACCCCGCCUGGGUUGGGCUCACGACCUUCAGGGAGCCAACAAUGAGCUGGACGCGCCCUUUGCCAGGUGGUCGAGGGAGCAGGUCUGCGAUUGGCUGAAGGAGCAAGGCCUGGGCGUGCAUGUGGGCGUGGCCAGACAGUGGAUCACCUCGGGCCAGACCCUGCUGCAAGCCUCCCAGCAGGACCUUGACAGAGAGCUGGGGAUUAAACAUCCCCUGCACAGGAAGAAGCUCCAGCUGGCCCUGCAAGCGCUCGGCUCUGAGGAGGAGGACAACCAGGGCAAACUGCACUAUGGCUGGGUGACCACGUGGUUGGAUGAUAUCGGCCUGCCGCAGUAUAAGUCCCAGUUUGAGGAGGGGAGAGUGGACGGCCGGAUGCUGCAUUAUAUGACUGUAGAUGACCUGCUCUCCCUGAAGGUCGUCAGCGUGCUGCAUCACCUGAGCGUGAAGAGGGCCAUUCAGGUCCUGCGGCUGAACGACUACCAGCCCCACUGCCUAAGCAGACGGCCCUCAGAGGAGGCCGAUGUCUCCCCAGCGGAGGUGUGCUGCUGGUCCAAUCACAGGGUGAUGGAGUGGCUGCGUUCUGUGGAUCUGGCUGAGUAUGCCCCAAAUCUGAGGGGCAGUGGUGUGCAUGGGGCGCUCAUGGUCUUGGAGCCCCGCUUCACGGUCGAGACCCUUGCCCUUCUGCUCAACAUUUCCCCCAAUAAGACCCUUUUACGGCGCCACCUGGCAACCCACUUCCACCUGCUGGUGGGGACGGAAGCCCAGCGCGAAAAGCAGGAGCACCUGGAGUCUCCGGACUACGCACCCCUCACCGCCACCGCCAAGGUCAAGCCCAGGAAGCUGCUGUUCGGGGGUUUUGGGAGUUUGAGGAGGAGAAGACAGGAGGAGGUGGAGGAGUACGUCUGCCCCAUGGACAUGGAGACGCCCAGGAGCUGCAGUUUCCCGGGCGGCCGACGUCACCUGGACCCGCGGCUGUACGAGGACGAGCUGGACCGGCUCCAGCGGAUGGAGGACUCGGAGGGAACGGUGAGGCAAAUCGGAGCGCUCUCCGAGGGAAUCAACAACCUGACGAGCUUGCUGCAGAAGGAUCAGUUCCUGAGAGAGAUGGCCGCUGGCUCUCCUGUUGCCAGCCAGACGGAGGACUCCAGUGUGUGAGCGAACUGCUGGUGGAGAGAAUGGAACACGGUGACAGCGCAAUAUACCAGGGCUGCAAUACACCAGCGCUGCAAUACACCAGGGCUGCAAUAUACCAGAGCUGCAAUAUACCUGGGCUGCAAUACACCAGGGCUGCAAUAUACCAGGGCUGCAAUACACCAGGGCUGCAAUAUACCAGGGCUGCAAUACACCAGGGCUGCAAUAUACCAGGCCUGCAAUAUACCAGCGCUGCAAUACACCAGGGCUGCAAUAUACCAAGGCUGGAAUAUACCAGGGCUGCAAUACACCAGGGCUGCAAUAUACCAGGCCUGCAAUAUACCAGGCCUGCAAUAUACCAGCGCUGCAAUACACCAGGGCUGCAAUAUACCAAGGCUGGAAUAUACCAGGGCUGCAGUACACCCGGGCUCACCAAAGCUGGCCCUCUGGUCCUCAAAUUCAAAUCCGGCCCUGGUUUUCUUUCUUCCCAAGCCAUUAACUUAACAAUCGGUGCUACUGAUUGGCCAGACUGCCUUCACACCUGACUCCCAGGCAAAGGGAGGGUGGAAAACCAGCAGCUGUCGGCCCUGAGGGCCGUGAUUUGGUGACCCCUGCCGUACACUGUUUUCCUUCAGUAUUAUUAGUUGUAUGAAGGAAAACUACACCUGUGAAUAAAGCAUUGAUAAGGUGUGUCCCAUUGCCCUAUGGGUAACGCACAGGAUUAUUGUGCUUUUUUUAAAUUUUGUAUAUCGCAUUUUACAGAGAACUGUCGGAAAGACACUUUACAUAGUUCAUCAGGUCAACAGGCAUGACUGUGGUUCAAUGUCAUUUAUUGUGAAAGAAUAAAAUAACACCAUUUUUAAGAGAUUCAGUACAUCACAAUAUGUUUUGGUCGAUGUUCACAUACAUUUCUUAAAUGUUGCUUUUUAUAUUUUAUGUUAUAUGAACAUAUAAUUUCAAUUUGUUUUACAUUUCAGUGGCCAAUAUGAGUGCUUGGAUACAAAAUGUACGAAGCAUGUGAAAUACACAUGAUAAUGAACACUGAUCUAUUAUUUUUCCUAUAUCUCUAGAUUGCUACAAAUAUCAUUUUGUCUUUUAUACUGUAAAAUAUAUCCUUUUUUUAUUUUUAACAUUAUAUAUUUUCAGUAUUAUAAUGACAGUCAUCAAUAUUUUAUGAUGCAACUCUUGUUUUUUUAAUCUCACUAAAGCCAAUUUAUACUGACAGUUUUUAUGUAUUGAAAAGAAAAUAAAGCACUUUUCAACAGAA
Messenger RNA from Anguilla anguilla (European eel), 4349 nucleotides. Its product is annotated as liprin-beta-1-like. The coding region runs from base 152 to 3106 and encodes 984 amino acids. Gene Ontology annotation, biological process: neuromuscular junction development. The record is from RefSeq and is a predicted model, not a curated record. Gene Ontology annotation, cellular component: presynaptic active zone. Gene Ontology annotation, molecular function: protein binding. The transcript has 25 exons. NCBI's taxonomy places the organism in Eukaryota, Metazoa, Chordata, Actinopteri, Anguilliformes, Anguillidae.